UGUUUUUGUUGUACUUCACAAAAAGAUUUAAUAUUGAAAGUCAGAAAAAAUUGCAUCGAUUAUAUAAUUGGCUUGAUAAUUUCGUGAAAAGAUAUUUACUUGAAAAUAAUAGGAGUUUUUCUUUUGUGAGUUUAAUGACUAAAGCUAAUAAGUUCAUAUAUUCAGCAACCAAACUAUUCAAGAAAUUAUUUAACUCUCAUCUAUUAAAAACUCAAGUAUGAUUAUGUAAAAUAAAGAAUGAUCAAAUCCUAAAAAUCUUAUACGUAGAAAAUAUUUCCGUGACUCAUGUUUCUCAUUAUUGACGUAUGAUAUUAAGUCAUCCUUUGCAAAAAGUUUGAGAACUAGCAGGGAAAAUCCCGUUUACUUACGCUUAUGCGUGCAGAAUCUGAAUAAACGUGCAUAACUGUGCUUGUAGUUGGUUGGCAACCAAUGCUAUAAAAGAAAGCGCAGUUGAUGCUUCUAAACAGUAUACCGUCGACCUUCGAUCAGCCACUUGGAGUGCAGUGGUCAAUAGCUAAUCAGUUGUUAGUUAAGUGAGAUCUUUUAAGUGCUGAAAAGCGUGUUAUCAAUAUGUUGUUUCAUUUAUUGCUGAUUGCUACAUCGCCAUUUCUUAUCACUGCGUUUCCACAAAAUUCGGGGACAGGUACGAUGUCCCAAGUAGAUGGCUUCGUUUUUGAUGGCCCAACGGCUUCCAGACCCAAUAUUGGACAAAGAACCACUUUAACUACAAUUGCAACUAGUACAACUUCUCUACCCUUAGACGACACUCAGUUCAACUCAUGCGUUUCAUCUUGUCCGGCAACGCCAGAAUACAAUCCUGUUUGUGGUACGGAUAAUGUUGACUACACCAAUCCAGGGGGACUAGGUUGUGCACAAAGAUGUGGAAAAGAAGUGUUACUAAGACAUUAUGGACGCUGCUCAACUAGCAUGUCGGGAUGAUUUUUACAAUCUUCAUUGAAGAAUAUAAAUUAGGAUAAUAUCCCUUUAAUAAGGACGAAAGACUGACUGCGCGGCAAACAUAGAGAAACAUAUUUACAUAUCAUACGUAUAUAUUACAAAAAUAAUCAUUUACUUUAAACGAAGAAUAACAACUUGUUGAUUUUGUAUAU
Linepithema humile (Argentine ant) is the source of this 1109-nucleotide messenger RNA. RefSeq lists its product as uncharacterized. Gene Ontology annotation, molecular function: serine-type endopeptidase inhibitor activity; protein binding. Lineage: Eukaryota; Metazoa; Arthropoda; Insecta; Hymenoptera; Formicidae. The record is from RefSeq and is a predicted model, not a curated record.